This is a messenger RNA of Corticium candelabrum, 1244 nucleotides long. Its product is annotated as upstream stimulatory factor 1-like. The coding region runs from base 130 to 1179 and encodes 349 amino acids. The transcript has 5 exons. Gene Ontology annotation, molecular function: RNA polymerase II cis-regulatory region sequence-specific DNA binding; DNA-binding transcription factor activity, RNA polymerase II-specific; protein dimerization activity. Lineage: Eukaryota; Metazoa; Porifera; Homoscleromorpha; Homosclerophorida; Plakinidae. Gene Ontology annotation, biological process: regulation of transcription by RNA polymerase II. The record is from RefSeq and is a predicted model, not a curated record.
UCACGCGGUCGUUACAUGUGACUUCCUCUCAACGAAUUGGCAGCAGCCAUAUUUUUCAUGUGACCCGGCGCAGGAGCACAUGACCUUCAACUCUCAUCCCGAAGCAUUCCGCGCGUAAUUUCAACGACGAUGCUCGAGCCUUCAAGCGACGAGAAAGCCGACGCGCCGAGCGAGGCGACCCAACAAGAAGUCAUCACCGAGACGCACGAUCAACACGAAGAAGUAGCGGCUAUGCUACAAUUGCCCUACACGGCGCAACAAGAUCAGCAACAUGAGCACAACAAUGUAGCAGCCGUCGCGGCUGCAGCUGCCAUUCCGCGCCUCAUUCCGCACGUGCAGGUCGCGCCGACGGCCGUCGGUGAGAUCUCUGCGCUCACGACGCAGCAGAUUGAGGCCGACGGAGGCGUCGUGUUCAUCUCGCAAGCCGCGGCGACGGGCGGCGGCGGCGGUGCGGAGUCGGGCGGCGCCGCUGCGCAGGUUGUGACGUCAUCGCAGGGUGUUGAUGACGUGACGGUUGUCACGAGGAACGUUGUGACGAGCGCGGCGGCCAGUCAGCCGCAGUUGUUGCCGGCGAUCACGCCGAUGUCGGUUGGACAGGGACAAGGUCAGCAGUUCUAUCUGAUGGUUCCUGCUGGCAGCCAUGAAGCACCACAAGUGAUUACUCAGAAUGCAACACAAAGAGCAAUCGCACCGAGAGCUCAACAAGCAGGAGGGAAACAGUCAGUGUCGCGGAGUAUGAGAGACGAAAGAAGACGAUCAACUCACAAUGAGGUCGAGAGAAGGCGACGCGACAAAAUUAACACUUGGAUCACUGAACUUGCGAAAGUUGUACCCGAUUGUCAGGAUGAUCACACCAAGCAAGGCCAGUCAAAAGGCGGUGUACUAGCAAAGACGGUCGAUUACAUCCAAGAUCUCCAGCAAGCUCACGCUCGAAUGUCCGAAAUCGCUCAAAGCCACGAACGUCUCUCGAUGGACGCUCAAGCAUUACAAACUCGAAUCGUAGAACUCGAGCACGAGAACACGGCACUCAAAGCCAAACUACAAUCGAUGGAAAGCCAGAUGCUCCAGAACCGAGUCGAAGAACUGGAAAUGGAAAACGCAACCUUGAAGGCACAAUACAGCGCCAAUCAGACAUCGAAAAUUGCUUCGUCCGAAGACUCGGCGAUGAACACGUCUUGACUAUCGUCAUCUGUCGUAAACGUUAGAUUUCUUAAUGCAUUCGUUGUGGCUCGCUUGUCGUCGAA